AUGGCGUCAACAGAAUCCAACUACCGCUCUGAGCUUUCGGGCUUUCGAUGGGCACAAGGGAGAACAGACGACUCACGGCCACAGAACACGUCAUCCGGACCAACAAGCUAUCUGUCGACCAUUACCAAUAGCAUCUCUGGCUACGUACCAUUGCGGUCGAACGAACGCACGAAUGAAGAAGAGGCGUACCUGAGCCUAAGUCGCUGGGAGAGAUUCCUAGGCUUCUUAGCCUGCAUCGCUGGUGCGGCGGUGUGCUUCUUCUUCAGCUUUAUCUUUCUUUCGCCGCCCAUUCUAGCUCUUCGACCGCAAAAGUUUGCGCUCGCGUUUUCGCUCGGCAGUAUGCUGUUUAUGAUCGGCUUCUCGGUUCUCUCAGGGCCCCUGGCGCAUCUCAAACACAUUUGCAGCAAGGAGAGACUUCCCUUUUCGAUUGCCUACUUUUCAUCGCUGGCACUUACCAUCUACUUUGCCGUAGGUCCACGCAAGAUGCUGCCAACGAUGGUGUUUGCUAUCGUCCAAGUGGGCGCGCUGCUGACCUACUUGGCGGCGUACUUCCCUGGAGGCACUACCACGUUGCGGUACGGUGCGAGCAUGCUGAUGCGUGGAGGUACAUCGCUUUUGCCAAUCUAG
Mycosarcoma maydis (corn smut) is the source of this 627-nucleotide messenger RNA. RefSeq lists its product as uncharacterized. Gene Ontology annotation, cellular component: membrane. The coding region runs from base 1 to 627 and encodes 208 amino acids. The record is from RefSeq and is a predicted model, not a curated record. The transcript is spliced from 2 exons. NCBI's taxonomy places the organism in Eukaryota, Fungi, Basidiomycota, Ustilaginomycetes, Ustilaginales. Gene Ontology annotation, biological process: vesicle-mediated transport.